Neospora caninum is the source of this 975-nucleotide messenger RNA. RefSeq lists its product as hypothetical. The record is from RefSeq and is a predicted model, not a curated record. NCBI's taxonomy places the organism in Eukaryota, Apicomplexa, Conoidasida, Eucoccidiorida, Sarcocystidae. The transcript has a single exon. The coding region runs from base 1 to 975 and encodes 324 amino acids.
AUGAAAAUGGCGGAACACGGAACUUCCACUUCCUCGAAAAAGAAGCGCCUCGCGGUAUAUCUCGAGCAUACCUCCCCCUCGCUAAAUACAGGAAGCAAUGCACCGACGCCAGAAGAUGCCCAAGGUGACACCGCGGUAUCAUGCGGGGCUACCUCGGGUCAAGGUCAGCGGGUUCAGAUUGUCGCGCAUGCAGUGAAAGCUCUCUUCCAGCGUUCCAAAGCCUCGCGUUGCCCUUCAUCACCCCAUUUGUCUCUAAAUGACGACGCCACAAAGCCGUCCAAACCUUCAAAAUACGGAAAAGAAGACAGCUCGACUUUUCCUUCAGCAGCCUCCCUCCCAUCUGACGGGACCACGUCUUCGGACGAAGAGGGGAUUACCUCUUCGUCGCGUGACGCUUCUCAGCCGAUAUCUUCCUCGGGCGUAUCGACGCUCCUUUGGGCUCGUAGCCUUUUUGGAGAAGAAGAGGAAGAACUACUGUCCAACAACAGGGUAUCGACGAGAACCCUGCUUGUUGGUGAAGGACAAAGAGGUGAUUCUACGUAUGAGCCCUCGAAGGCCACAGACCAUACACAAGUCAACGGGCAAGAGCACCUGGCGGAAAGGGUAGAAAAAAUGAAGUUCAGGUCAUUGAAAGUUGGGCCGGCAUCUGUAGGUGGUCUGCAUAUUCCCGUCAUUGCCACGUCCUUGGAUCUCCAUAUUGCUCCAUUUUGGAGAACCGGAACGGAACAAGAGGUAAGCCUGCAAGCCUAUGAUCCGCGGGAGGGGGGGGGGGGGGUUCACAGCUAUGGUCUCAUUCUCGGAGAGGAGGGGGACACAUGGUUUAGAUCGAAAAGGUUAGGACUGGAAAGUUAUUUCUACUUUUCGGUCGACUGUCCGCAUUGUGUGUUCCCUUAUGCAGGCUCGAGCGGAGUGGCGGAAAACUCGGGCCGCGUUACGGAGCGACUUCAAAAGGAAACACAAAACUGCUGUUCGUAG